AUGGAAUCAUCAUUUAGUGAGCUGAAUAUUAUUCAGGAACAUGAGGAAGAAGACUUCAUGAUAUCCACAAUGUUGGGAUCAGCUGAUGAGGGCAGGUUGGAGGACAUAGAAGAUCUUCUCAUGGAUGUUCCCAACAUCAACAUUGAUAUCCACAACAAGCACUUAGAGACAGCCCUGCAUUUUGCCUCUGGUGCUGGUCAUUUGGAUGUCGUGUUGUUUCUCAUCAGCAGGGGAUCAAAUGUCAACUGUAAAGAUAAGCAUGAUGACACGCCAUUGUACUGGGCUUGCAGGCAAGGCCACUUGAAGGUUGUCGAAGGUUUGAUAGCCAACGAUGCUGACAUCCAUACCAGAAAUAAGCAGUUGCGCUUAUGUUUGAGAACACCGAACCAAGAAGAGCAGGACUCAUCAGCAGCCCGAAUACCUAUCGGAAUAGUUAUCGCAGUUUCUUAUAUAGCCCGCACAAAUCACCUCACUGGUCAGACAUGUUUGCACGCUGCUGUGAGAUACCAGCGAACGGAAAUCAUCAAAUACUUGUGCCAAGCUGGAGCUGACGUCAAUGCCCAAGAUCAGCGAGGUGAAACAGUUAUGCACAUGUGUGCCUGGUUGGGUCUACCAUUUGAGAUUUGUGAAGUGCUCUGCAGUCAUAACUCUAUGCAAUUUUCAACCAGAAAUAAGAAUGGUGAAACUUGCAUGCAUGUGGCGGCUGGCAGAGGAAGUCUUGACUGUUUAAAGUGCCUGCUCAAAUAUGGAGCUGACAUCAACAUUCUUGAUAAGCGCAAGAGUACAGCCUUACAUUUAUCCUGCCACUGUCAGCACCUGAACAUCGUGAAGGAGUUGCUGGUACACGGCAGCUGCCACAUGGAUGCCGUCGAUCAGAAUGGAGAUGCUGCCAUCCACAUCGCAUGCCACGCAGCCAUCCUACCUCUCGUUCAGCUGCUCUCUGCCAAUGGAUGCAAUGUUGAUCUCAUCAAUAAGUCAGGAUUGACACCUUUACACAUAGCUUCGAAGCAAGGAAACACGGAGAUCGUUCGUUGCUUGCUGCUCGCUGGUGCCAACGUAGACAUACGCAACAAAAGUAACAUUACGGCUCAGAUGAUAGCCUUGGCACGUGGGAAGAAUAACAUUUCAGACCUGCUGACUAGAAUCACUCCUCGCUCCUCAAUGAAUUUUGAAACCAGAUGGGUCUUGAGAUCCGCUCUGAACUUCGCAAGUGAUGGAGAAGUAGUCAGAGAAGUAGCCAGUGCAGGAGAACAAGAUAUGGAGAUAUAUGAGAAAAGAAAGGGGCACGAGCAACUAGACUAG
Helobdella robusta is the source of this 1302-nucleotide messenger RNA. RefSeq lists its product as hypothetical. The transcript is spliced from 14 exons. NCBI's taxonomy places the organism in Eukaryota, Metazoa, Annelida, Clitellata, Rhynchobdellida, Glossiphoniidae. Gene Ontology annotation, molecular function: protein binding. The coding region runs from base 1 to 1302 and encodes 433 amino acids. The record is from RefSeq and is a predicted model, not a curated record.